AUGUCGGUGGCCGAAAUCUUCUCCGACGCACAACGAUCCUUGGUCGGCCACAAGACACUGGCGAAGCGUCUGCGCCGGCUCGAAGAAACGCCUACCUUCGAGACACACAUGAAGCAAUGUAUAUUCCGGCUGUUGGACGUCAGCAAGUCCGAAAUUGCUGGCAGCCGGGUCAUCAAGUUUCUCACCGUAUAUUUCGACUCGGCCGACGGAUCACGACGUCCUACGUCCUCGAUCUUACUGGCGCUGCUCCCUUACUUAUGCGCCAAAGACAAAACAGUGCGAUACCGAGCCACGCAGAUCGUGUCGCAGAUUUUUGGAGUGCUAGGUCAGAUUGACGACGAUCUGUACAAGGUCAUCCGACAUGAAAUGAUCAAGCGUCUACGGGACAAAGUGCCCGCGAUCCGACUGGAGGCUGUCCUGGCGCUCGGCCGGUUUCUCGAGGAUGAAAUGGAUCACGAGGAAGAAGAGCAGGACUCGGACGAAGACGUGGCUCCUGGCCUUUUGGAUAAACUAUUGGAUGUACUACAGAAUGAUACCAAUGCCGACGUGAGAAGAGCGCUAUUGAAAUUGCCCGUCACCGCAAAGACCUUGCCCUAUCUUUUGGAGAGGGCCCGAGACAGAGACGCACCCACUCGACGAACGCUGUAUUCCAAUGUAUUGACGAAACUGGGCGACUUUCGACACUUGUCUUUGUCCAUGCGGGAGAAAUUGCUGCGAUGGGGUUUGAGAGAUCGCGACGAGAAGGUCCGCAAGGCAGCGGCGCGGCUGUUCAGAGAGCAUUGGAUCGAAGACUGCGCGGCGUCAACCGACGAAGAGACUUUGACCGAGGGCGAUCGAAUGGACGACGCCGAUGGAGAUGGAGGAGCGAAGGCCGCGAAACCAGAAAAGAGAGGGUUUCACAAGCCCAGCAUUCCAGCCCUAGUGGAGCUUUUGGAACGGAUCGACACUCUGAAUACGGGCCAUGAAGAUGGCAUUGCACGAGAAGCCAUGAAGGAGUUCUGGGCCGGUCGCCCCGACUAUCGUGAAGCCGUAGUCCUUGAUGACGAAUUCUGGGACACGCUGACUCCCGAAUCAGCCUUCAUGGCCCGCACAUUCAACGAUUACUGUCUGCAAGAUCCCGACUGUCUCGCGAUGCUGGACGACAAGAUGCCCGAAGUGACGCGGCUAGGAUUCCACCUGCAAAAACACAUCAACGAGCUCCUCGUCAAGGUUCAAAGCGCGAACGAACAUGACUCGGACGAGAAGGCUGCCGAGCAGGCGGAGCAGGAGUUUAUCGUCGAACAGCUCCUCUACAUCGCCCAGACCCUAGACUAUACCGACGAAGUCGGCCGGCGCAAGAUGUUUUCUCUACUCCGGCACGCUCUGUCAAUGGCCGAUUUGCCGGAAGAAUGUACCCGGCUAACGGUAGAAGCGUUGCGGUUGGUCUGUAACCCUGACGCGGCAGGCGAGAGGGAAUUUACCUCUGUGGUCAUCGAAGCCAUCGCGGAAGUACACGAUAAUAUCGCGUCUUCCGAGGCCGAAAGUGAGGGCGAGGGCGAGGAGAACGACGACAACGACAGUUUCGUCUCGGCACGCAGCGAAGUCAGUAAUGGAGGCCACUCUUCUUCCGACUCAAUGACUACGACACCGAGGAACGGUGCGGCGGCGGCGGCUGAUUCCAGUGGUGUCAAAAACAAACGGGGUGGAAAGACCAACAAGAAGAAUCUCACCGAAGAAGAACAAGAAGCUCAGGCCAUCAAGGAGAUUGUCAUCAACAUGAAAUGUCUACAUAUUGCGCAAUGCAUGCUGCAGAAUGUGACGGGCAAUCUUCAGACCAACGUCCACCUCCGCAGCAUGUUCGACAACCUGGUGAUUCCGGCGGUGCGGUCUCACGAGAUCCUCAUCCGCGAACGCGGUGUCCAGUGUCUCGGGCUAUGUUGUCUGCUGGAGCCGAAACUGGCCGAUGAGAAUAUGCGGCUGUUUACCCAUCUGCUGAAAAAGGGCCACGACACUUUGCAGGUCGUGGCGCUGCAGAUUCUGUGUGAUAUCCUGCUGGCAAGAGGACCGCCACAGCCACAACAGCAUCAACAAGACACUACUCAUGGUGGUGAUGGUAGUGGUACGGCUGGGGCCGAUGCUGAUACCGAGGCUAAUGCUGCUGCCGCCGCUGCCAACACCGCCAACAUGACAUCUCUCCUGUCGCCCUUCAUCAAGGCUUUAUCCCAUUCGUUCCCCGACGACGUCCGGCUCACGGCCACCACGAGUCUGUGCAAGCUCAUGCUGUGUGGGUUCUACAAGGACAACGACGACCUGUUUGAUCAGAUUGUCGAGCGGGCCAUCCAGGUCGCGGCCAAGGGGUGGGAGUUGUUGGAAAAGGUCCGCAAUGCCGUCAUGGUCGGCGAUCGGCAUAAGAAUAAGGACAAGGAAGAGAAGACUACUAGUACUCGUGAAAGAGAAAGAGAACGUGAGAGUACCGUUCUGAUUGCCGGCGGUGGUGGUACCACUAUGACUUCCGGCAGGAUCAGCUCGGGGAGUGCUGGAUCUGGAUCUUUGGGGAGGUUGAGUGGUGGUGAGGGUAUUGACGCUGUUUGA
Molecule: messenger RNA, 2571 nt
Organism: Exophiala dermatitidis NIH/UT8656
Lineage: Eukaryota; Fungi; Ascomycota; Eurotiomycetes; Chaetothyriales; Herpotrichiellaceae
Product: condensin complex subunit 3
Exons: 1
Coding region: 1-2571 (856 amino acids)
Biological process (GO): mitotic chromosome condensation
Cellular component (GO): condensed chromosome; condensin complex
Source: RefSeq, a predicted model, not a curated record